Brassica rapa (field mustard) is the source of this 2696-nucleotide messenger RNA. RefSeq names its product dynamin-like protein ARC5. Gene Ontology annotation, cellular component: cytoplasm; membrane; peroxisome. Gene Ontology annotation, molecular function: microtubule binding; GTP binding; GTPase activity. Lineage: Eukaryota; Viridiplantae; Streptophyta; Magnoliopsida; Brassicales; Brassicaceae. The record is from RefSeq and is a predicted model, not a curated record. Gene Ontology annotation, biological process: peroxisome fission.
UAUCUACUAAUUUCAAUCAAUGGCGGAAAGGAACGGCGAGGAAAAGUAGAAAACACUCUCACGCACUCGUACUCUUUCCUCUGCUCUCAACCUUCGAACAAAACGAUGUCAUCGGAUUCGUCAGCGCCUAAAUCAGUGACCGUUGAGGAAAUGGCGGCGGAGGAGGAUGCGGCAAUCGAGGAGCGGUACAGUCUCUACGAGGCGUACAACGAGCUACACGCUCUAGCGCAGGAGCUGGAGACGCCGUUCGAAGCUCCGGCGGUUCUCGUGGUGGGACAGCAGACCGACGGCAAGAGCGCGCUGGUUGAAGCACUCAUGGGGUUUCAGUUCAACCACGUGGGCGGCGGAACCAAGACUCGCCGCCCGAUUACUCUCCACAUGAAGUACGAUCCUCAGUGUCAGUUCCCUCUCUGCCAUCUCGGAUCCGACGACGAUCCUUCCGUCGCUCUCCCCAAAUCACUCUCGCAAAUUCAGGCGUAUAUUGAAGCGGAGAAUAUGAGGCUGGAGCAAGAGCCGUCACCGUUCUCUGCUAAGGAGAUUAUUGUGAAAGUUCAGUAUAAGUAUUGCCCCAACCUUACCAUCAUUGAUACACCUGGACUUAUUGCUCCUGCUCCAGGACUCAAAAACCGAGCUCUUCAGGUUCAAGCGCGAGCUGUAGAAGCUCUAGUCCGAGCAAAGAUGCAGCACAAGGAGUUUAUCAUUUUAUGCCUUGAAGAUAGCAGUGACUGGAGCAUUGCAACUACUCGAAGGAUAGUGAUGCAAGUGGAUCCUGAGCUUUCUAGGACAAUUGUUGUUUCCACAAAGCUUGACACCAAAAUCCCUCAGUUUUCAUGUUCAUCCGACGUGGAAGUUUUCCUCUCACCUCCUGCAAGCGCACUCGACAGCUCCUUACUUGGCGAUUCCCCUUUCUUCACGUCUGUGCCUUCUGGAAGAGUCGGCUAUGGACAUGAUUCAGUAUAUAAGUCCAAUGACGAAUUCAAACAGGCUGUGUCACUUAGAGAAAUUGAAGACAUUGCAUCUUUAGAGAAGAAGUUGGGCCGUGUGCUGACAAAGCAGGAAAAGAAUAGGAUUGGUGUCAGUAAACUGAGGUUGUUUCUCGAAGAACUACUCUGGAAGAGGUACAAAGAGAGUGUUCCGUUGAUCAUUCCCCUCUUAGGAAAGGAAUACCGCAGUACAGUCAGAAAGCUGGAUACCGUUAGCAAGGAACUUAGCUCUUUAGAUGAAGCAAAGCUCAAAGAAAGAGGCAGGACUUUCCAUGAUCUCUUCUUAACCAAGUUAUCUCUGUUACUGAAAGGAACAGUUGUGGCCCCUCCUGAUAAAUUUGGUGAAACAUUGCAAGAUGAAAGAACGCAAGGUGGAUCUUUUGUUGGUACUGAUGGUCUCCAGUUCCCACAUAAGCUAAUACCAAAUGCAGGGAUGCGUCUUUAUGGAGGUGCACAGUAUCAUCGUGCCAUGGCUGAGUUCCGUUUUCUAGUUGGUGCUAUUAAAUGUCCCCCAAUAACUCGGGAGGAAAUUGUAAACGCAUGUGGAGUGGAGGAUAUUCAUGAUGGAACAAACUAUUCCAGGACAGCUUGUGUUAUAGCAGUUGCAAAGGCUCGUGACACGUUUGAACCUUUCCUUCAUCAGUUAGGAGCCAGGCUGCUACACAUUCUUAAGAGAUUGCUUCCAAUUUCUGUAUAUCUUCUUCAGAAAGAAGGUGAAUACUUAAGUGGACAUGAGGUGUUUCUCAAGCGUGUUGCUUCAGCUUUCAACAGUUUUGUGGAGUCCACAGAAAAAUCAUGUCGUGACAAAUGUAUGGAGGAUUUAGCAAGUACAACUCGCUAUGUUACGUGGUCUCUUCACAACAAGAACCGAGCUGGUCUACGUCAAUUCCUGGACUCGUUUGGGGGAACAGAGCAAGUUGCUACAUCAGGUAAUCCCUUGGGUUUUAGUCUUCCCCAAGAUGCACCAGGCGGCACAACAGAUACAAAGGCAAGAUCAGAUGUAAAGCUAAGCCAACUCGCCUCGAACAUCGAUUCAGGUUCCAGUCUUCAGACAACAGAAACGCGGUUGGCUGAUCUUCUAGACAGCACGCUCUGGAACCGCAAGCUAGCUCCUUCCUCUGAGAGAAUUGUCUACGCAUUGGUCCAACAGAUAUUCCAAGGCAUACGAGAAUACUUUCUUGCCUCUGCUGAGUUAAAGUUCAACUGUUUUCUUCUGAUGCCUAUUGUGGAUAAGUUACCUGCUCUUCUUAGGGAAGAGUUGGAGAAUGCAUUUGAAGACGACCUCGAUAGUAUUUUCGACAUUACAAACCUCAGGCAAUCACUUGAUCAGAAGAAACGGAGCACGGAGAUUGAACUGAGAAGGAUAAAAAGGAUCAAAGAAAAAUUCAGAGUGAUGAAUGAGAAGCUGAACUCUCACGAGUUUGCUCAGAAUCUAGACCCGUCUUCGUUGCAGACUUGCAGCAGUGACUCAAAGUCAUCAUAAAUCUCACUGUUCAAUAUGUUUAUUUUCUUAAUUGUAGGUUAAGAAACAGUCCAAGAGUGUGUUUUCAUGAGGGAACAUCUUAUGCCUGCGAACUUUGGAUGUCCCAAAGAAAAAUCAAAAGUUGUCUUUACAAUUUGAAGCAAAUAUCAAUUAGUAGUCGUGUAAUACUAUGUAAUCAAAAUCCAAAACCAGAAGUUGAUAAAAAAAAAAAACAGUUACAGAAAAGCAUA